Messenger RNA from Drosophila willistoni, 2583 nucleotides. RefSeq lists its product as uncharacterized. The coding region runs from base 297 to 2087 and encodes 596 amino acids. Gene Ontology annotation, molecular function: protein binding. The record is from RefSeq and is a predicted model, not a curated record. The transcript is spliced from 7 exons. Lineage: Eukaryota; Metazoa; Arthropoda; Insecta; Diptera; Drosophilidae.
GUUUGCACGUCAAACCAGGCAGACGACCAACGACAACGAAAACGAAUUCUCUUCAUUUCCGCCGUGUUGUUGUGAACCGUUGCGUGUUCUUUUGCUACCGUUUCUCAGUGUCUGUGUUUGUGUUGGUGUGUUGGUGCGUGUCUGUAUGGUGACAAGGACCCGGAAAACAAAAUCACUCACAGUCGUGUGUGUGUGUGUGAAGUAGCAGCACUAAAAGCACCGCUAGAUAACGCUAGUAACGAUCAAGUGAAAAAAUUAGAGCUUUUAAUAGAUAAAGAAGGAAAAAAAAGACAAAUAUGCGACGGCAUUGCCUGGCCGUCGUGCCAGGACAUUUGAUCCUGCCACCAUUGCUGUUGCUAUUGCAGCUUUUACCACUACAGGCAGAGAUUGCCUAUCGUACACCUUUAGCCAGUAAUCGAAUACUCUUUGAGUCAUCCGAAUCAUCAGCGUCAUCGCCUCCGUCCACAAAUGCAAACUCAAACAUUGCCAGCAGCUCGUCAGCUCGUCGUUGUCCGCAGCUGCAGCGCUAUCAUAAAAUGCUCAAGGAUAUUGAUGAUGUCGAGGAUCUCUAUGUGGAUGUACCGGUGCGAAUAGCCUUCGAGGAGAGGCAAAAGAAACGAUUUUUACUGAACUUGAAUAUCUCAACGCCACUGACGAUUCUCUUUUCGGCGCCCGUGGGGCGUAAGAUGUACUACAAUCAGACAGCCAAUGUUUUGCGACCAGCCGCUGUGGCACCUGGCAUUGACACAGCCGUGGGCAGCCUGGUACUACCCUGUGCCCUACGCGGUCACUAUGAUCUGUUUGUCCAGGCCCGCCAGAGCGGUGCCCUCAAAGUGGAAGCCAUUGCCAAGCAUCCACAACAGAAUUGGCCCCUAUUGAAUUCGACGCAUCGCAUCAGCAUACGGACUCAGAAUCGUGUGAGAAAACGUCAAAUGAUUGUUAAAUGGGAGCACAGUAAAUUUGAUUAUCAUGCCAUGCAUUAUUGUUUGGUUAUUCAACGUAUUGUUGGAGCCACCGGACCACCAAAUUAUAAUAACUUUUGUGAGGCUGUCAAUGCCUAUGUUGAGCAGUCGCCGCGUUCCUUUGCCAUGGCAGCCACCAGCUGCUCGACAGAGAACAAUCUGCUGAGUCUCAUCUGGUCGACACCGGCCAAACAUGAACGGCGCCUCAAUCCACGUCACAAUUUGCACAUUGUUUGCACGGGAAAGAGGCGACAACAGACACUGCGACGCCUUUUGCCCAAGAGCAACUAUCGAUUGGAUCUGUAUGGCGUCCAUCAGAAUCGUCAGAAUCUGACCAUGCUGCUGGGUAGCACUCAGGUCAGCUUUAAUCGUACACAUCCAACAGCGUUGCGGCAACAGGCUCUUUCCCUGCUAAAGAUUGAUGGUCAACAUGGCGCUCAGAUCUAUAGUUUUAAAGUCCCGGAUACAGUGACUACACCUGCGUAUAUGCGUCAUUUGCUUUUGCCCUGUUUUGGCAGUGAAAUACGCGUUCGAUUGCUGAGGCAACGAAAGGAAAUAGCCAAAACGGAUGCAUUCUAUUGCCCCACCUACAUUAGGCAAACAGGCGUAAAGGCUGGUGAACGAUAUCUAAUGCGUUUCGAACCCAGUAAUGAGGAUGAAACGUUGCGAGCUCAAAAAGUCCUAGUGGCCCUGAGUAGUGAACCCCUGUUUCGCGAUUUACCCGAAUUACCAUUGAACAUUACGGUAUUUAAUGUACGUACGCGCUGCAAUAGAGCAACCAUAGCCUGGAAUGGUUCACCAGAUGAGCGAGCCCUAAGCUAUUGCAUCAUAGUCUUCAAUUUGCCACAGAGAAAUCGCAGUGUAGUAGAUUAUACCAAUUAUUGCAUGGAUUUUACACCGAAACGUGUAAUGCAACAGAAAAACUUCGUAUGGGUCGGUUGCCGGGAGAAACAAAAGAGCCCCGAUAACAUUGAGACGGAGACUAUAUUAAAUCUAAUACCUGGUUCCAGUUACUUGGUCUAUGUAACUGCAAAUCUGAGUAUGGGCAAACCUUUGCCCUAUCAGACAUUAACUCUUCACAUGGCCAGCCAAUGUUUGGAUGGAUCCCAUGAGACGUAUUACUAAACUAAACUAAACUAAAGAAGAAAAAAAAAACAAGCAAAAAAAACAACAAAAGGCAAACAAGAAAAAGCUUCGCUCCACAAAAUGAAACAAACUAUCCGUCGUUGUAAAGCUACCUUAUCCAAUUCUACACUAUACCUAAUCAAAAUACACCCUAUAUACAAUAUGUAACUAUAUAUACACACGAUUACAAAACACAACAAAAAUACAAAUACAAAAAACAAAAAUGAAACCUGGUUCAUUUGCGCUAAGCAGAAUAAAACUAUAUAAUCUAGACCACUAUAUAUAUAUAAUACAUAUAUAUAUAUCGGUACUAGAGUUAUGGCAAGCGUAUGAAUGGUAUUGAGUGUAUGAAUGUGAGAUUGAGUUUAAGUUUUGAAUUUGAUUUUUUAAAACAAUUUUGCCAACAUAAAUUCCAAGUAUUUUGCGUGCUUACGAGUAAUUUUUAGCUAGCUUUAAAUGUUUGUAUAAAUGUUUACUAUUAUAUAUAAUACCUAAA